Molecule: messenger RNA, 2647 nt
Organism: Haliotis rubra (blacklip abalone)
Lineage: Eukaryota; Metazoa; Mollusca; Gastropoda; Lepetellida; Haliotidae
Product: hexokinase-4-like
Biological process (GO): glucose 6-phosphate metabolic process; intracellular glucose homeostasis; glycolytic process
Cellular component (GO): mitochondrion; cytosol
Molecular function (GO): ATP binding; D-glucose binding; fructokinase activity
Source: RefSeq, a predicted model, not a curated record
UACCCCUGUACUCCACAUCCCGACUCAUCUGCCUCAGGCCCUCGAGGUGUUAACUUGACAGCCUGCAGUUUCUUCUGUAUUUUGUAUUUUUUCAGUUUGACCACUGCUCACGAACUGGUUGUAAAUUGAAAUAAGACUUUUGUUUAUGUUACUUUUAUGGAUCGGCAGCUUUAUUGAUCACUGUAACCUUCUUUGACUGGUCCAUGAGAUUUGUCAUCGUGUUUGGAACACCUGUGACAGCUGCAUAUGAACUGACGUCUGCCUUGCAUAACUGGUGCCCAUUUUGUAGCUGGUGUUAAAAGGUUUCAGUCAUGGUGACUCUCUCUCCACGGAAACAUCUGUCGAAGACAAGGCUUGUCUUGGAUGGGUUGGUGAAGCCAGCGGUCAGCGUGAGUGUCCAGUAUGUGGCCCGAGUUGUCCCGGAGCCGCUGUUUGCAGUCCUAGUGCAGCUGGUGGAGUUCUUGGCCUGUCUCUUCUGGCCGAUCCUUGCACUAAUGCCUCAGACUCAUGAUGAGAAGGUUGAGGCUAUUGUCCGACCACUGAUCCUAAAAGAUGAAGACUACCAGACAGUCAUGGAAAAAAUGUUGGAUAACUUCAACCAAGGUCUGGGCAAGGAUACCCAAGAUAACGCAAGGGUCAAGAUGUUCCAGACCUACGUUAGAUCUGUGCCCGACGGAACAGAGGAGGGAGAGUUCCUGGCACUGGACCUUGGAGGCACCAACUUCAGGGUGCUGCUUAUCUCACUGAAGGGACAGGAGGUGAACAUGGAGAGCAAGAUCUACCUGAUCCCCCAACAGAUCAUGCUGGGGACGGGCACACAGCUGUUUGACCAUAUAGCUGACUGCAUCUUCAAGUUCAUGAAGGAGCACCAGCUCCUGAACAAGAUCCUCCCCCUAGGCUUUACCUUCUCCUUCCCCUGCCGCCAGGUGGGCCUGGCCCACGCCAUCCUCACCACCUGGACCAAGGGCUUCAAGUGUGAGGGGGUGGAGGGCAAUGAUAUAGUCCAGCUGCUCCAUGAAGCAAUCAAACGACGUGGGGAUAUAGAGGUGGAGUGCCUAGCUGUGAUAAAUGACACUGUGGGAGCCCUUAUGUCCUGUGCCCACAGUGAGCGGUCAUGUGCAAUUGGUCUCAUUCUUGGCACUGGCACCAAUGCAUGCUACAUAGAGAAGCUGGAGAACUGUGGUCUGUGGGAUUCUGACUACGAUGAUCCCAAGGAAGUAAUCAUCAACACGGAAUGGGGUGCAUUUGGUGAUGACGGCGCUCUUGAUUUCCUGAUGACUGACUACGACCGUCUGGUGGACAAGCAUUCCAUCAACACUGGCAAACAGAUCUAUGAGAAGAUGAUCUCAGGAAUGUACAUGGGAGAAAUAGCGCGUCUGGUUAUGGAGCGUCUCCGCAAAAACGGAUUAAUGUUCAGAGGUCGGGGCUCAGAGGAACUCUCCACAAGGGGGCGCUUCUACACAAAAUAUGUAUCUGAAAUUGAGAGUGACGUAGAUGACGGCUUCAAGAACACAAAGCAGGUGUUUGAUGAGCUGAACAUUGAAGAAUUCACAGAGGAUGACUGUCGUAUAGCACAGUAUGUCUGCCAGGCAGUGUCUACGAGAGCUGCAUACCUUGCCUCUGCAGGUAUUGCAUGUCUUCUGAACAAGAUGGGACGUCCUGAGGUUGUCGUGGGAGUGGAUGGGUCACUCUACCGCUUCCACCCACACUUCCAUGAUCUUAUGAUGGAAAAAGUACAGAAGCUGGCUCCAGACAUCAGAUUCAAGCUCAUGCUGUCCCAUGACGGUAGCGGGAAGGGUGCAGCCCUGGUUGCCGCUGUAGCUAACAGACUUCGCGAUGAAAAGGCAAAACGGAUCGCUGAUGGCAUGACAGGUGUCAAGGUGCAGGAUUAAUGUCAUGGGAACGUAGGAAUUAAUUUGUUGUUCCAGACUGUGAUAGCUGGAAGUGACUGCUUCUAAAGGACCAUCUGUAUAUUCACAAAACAUAGUGAGGCACCAGCUUUUCAACUGUGUUGACUUCUUCACUUGAACCAGGAAGUGACGGACUAUAGCACAGUAACAGGAUGCAUGUGAUGUCCACCAUCAGCUGAUGCCUGCAUGGAUGACCAGCACUGGGACAAGCCAUCGACUCAUUAUCUGGGCUGUAAGAGGGUAGUUUUGUUAGAAUCAUUCACUGGUGAUUUGUUGGCUACUCAUCUGGUUUCCUAGUUUGUAGUUGCAGCACUGUGUUCCACUCUACAGUGUGUGCAUGUGUAAUGCUUGACCACUACAGAUAGGGACGGAAAACUUGUACCAAUGGGAGAACUCUGUUUGAAUGGCUUGGACAUGAAACUGGGAUAUAAUAUGUAGAUACGGGAUCAUAUCAUGUUUAUUAGUUAUAAGACGGAUGCUUUGACAAGAGGUGUCGCACAGGAACAACCUUUAGUGUGUACAUGUCAAACAGAAGGCCUUUGUUUAUGACUAAGCAUUGAAAUGUGUAUUUUGUGCUGUAAUUGGAGGUUGUAUUUUGCAAUGCUACUUUUGCACAGCAAUGCUGUUGUGUUGCCACCGCCCCACGAGUUGGUCCAUCUGUAGAAGGUCAUUGAGUGCACUUGGACACUUGAUGGAUCUCAGAGAUGCCAACCCAUACGAUUUUAUCGUAUUUGUUA